Messenger RNA from Acanthocheilonema viteae, 2148 nucleotides. The record is from the annotation of a GenBank genome assembly. NCBI's taxonomy places the organism in Eukaryota, Metazoa, Nematoda, Chromadorea, Rhabditida, Onchocercidae.
AUGACUAACGUGAGUGAUAUCGGUCGAAGAAAUGCGAAAACACAAAAGAGGGGAAGAAACGCUACGCUUCAGACGUGUUCAAAACGUAGAAAGAAGUUGGUAAAUAAGGAGAUGGAUGAGGAAUCAACGUUUGACGCUACAGAUUUAACACUAUCCAGCUACAAAAAGCAACUAAUCGAACUUGCUGAUAAAGAUCCAAAAUUUUACAAAUUUCUUAAAGAACAGGAAUCUGACUUAUUACAUUUUGAUGAGUCGGAUUCAGAUGUGGAAGAAGAUCCACAUCAUGAAAGAGCUGAUAACGAAAGUAAAAAAUCUGAAGAGAACGAAAGCCUAAACAGGGAUUCAACAGGGCGGAAAGUAAUCGAUAUGGAUUUUGUAACUAAUUUACAAAAUUCAUUUUUGCAAAAGGAGCGGUUAGAACUUCCAGUAAUUCAUCAGAUGGUUGCUGCAUUUACAGCAUGUGUGGCACGUGUUGGUGCCGAUAUUGAACCACCAUGUUAUGUGAUUAAUGAUAGUAACGUGUUUGAAAGAGUUGUACGAUUGUGCUUCACAUAUCUAGGCAAAUCUUUGCUUACAUUAAUGGAUUAUAUCAAGUCCAAAGCAGAUGAUGAAUCAGAUUCAAAAUUCAAAAAAGCUAGAAAAUAUACGAAAAAACAAUACCGAUGUUGGAAAAAGCAUGGUAAUUUAAUAAAAAGCUAUCUUCAUGCUCUCUUACAGUUUUUGAACGAAAUCCAGACAUCAGGUGUCACUGUAUGUACAUUGCGUGCAGUCACUGACUUGCUCGAAUUAUACAUUCAUUUCCCGAAGCUUACUCGAAGUCUUGCAAAGUUGUAUUUGAAGAAUGAUAUUCGAUUAAGAACAUUAAUUGAUCUUCAGGCAAUAAUUAAAAUUUGGAGCCGUCGUACGGACGAAUGUCGUAUUGCAGCUUUCUUAGCCCUGUCUAAACUGAUCAGGAUACAUAAAGAUAGUUUUCCUACAAUAAUCAAGCGAUGUUAUUUGGAAUAUGUAAUGAAUGUUCGAGAUGUAAAAGCAGAAUCAUGGUUUCUGAUUAUACUUAUGCAAAAAUCUUUUGCCGAACUAUGCAUGACAUAUCCAGAAAUAGCAUAUCAAUAUACAUUUGUGUAUAUAAGGCAAAUGGCAAUACAUCUGAGGAAUGCAAUGAUAGCUAAACGAAAGGACCUUAUUCAAACUGUUUACAAUUGGCAAUUCAUGCAGUGCUUAUAUUUGUGGAGUCAUGUAAUUGCUAAAGCUCAUAGUCAUAUUUCCAACAAAAAGGAGGAUGCUGCUGGAAUCAAGGAACUUGAUUAUCCAUUAUGUCAGAUUGCGAUCUCCACAAUGAAACUUUUUCCAUCGUUGAAAUAUUUCCCACUACGACUGCACUGCCUCCGAAUACUACUCAUUAUACAACAGAAUUGUCACACUUAUAUUCCAACUUUAUCACUGGCUGUUGAGUUACUGUCUGACGCACUUCUAAUGCUGAAGAAGAAACCUAUCAAAGGAAAAGAAAUGCAGAAAAACAUCGAUAUGAGAUGUACGCUUAAGGUUUCCGCAGCACAUAUUGAUGAUGCUGGAUUUCGUGAAGCAGCUUUAGAAGAAUUAUUUAGAAUACAUCUUGAAGCAGCUCACAUCGUGCAACAUAGUUUUGCUUUCGCGGACAUUGUUAUUCCCAUAAAUCAUGAGAUCAAAGUAUUCGUCAAAAAUUGUCGUAAUACAGAGUUUUCGCGACUUUUCAAAUCGUUGGAAACAAAGUUACAGGAGCAGACUGCUUAUGCAAGAGGGAUUUUGAACAGUACCGAUGUAGAUUUAACCAAUGAAUCAUUAGUUAAACACUUGGAGAGACGCUUCCAAGCUGCAGAUGCUCCGUUAACAAAAUUUUAUGAUUCAUGGCAAAAGAUGUGGAAGCUGAAAGAGGAUGCAAAAAAUCUGAUGGAUACAAAACGUGUGCAGCAGCCAUCUCACUCAAAUCCUGAACAGGAUACCACGCCGGCAAUGAAAAUGAAAAUAGCAGUUGUGACGAAAGCUGAUAAAGUAGGAAUUAAAAUGAACAAUGUAAGGCGAACAAUGCAGAAACCUGAGAGAAGUAAUUUGAUUAAUGAAGGUGACGAAGAUGUUCUGGAAGAUUUAAUGCUUUCUGAUGCUGAAGAUUGA